Messenger RNA from Prorocentrum cordatum, 607 nucleotides. The record is from the annotation of a GenBank genome assembly. NCBI's taxonomy places the organism in Eukaryota, Dinophyceae, Prorocentrales, Prorocentraceae.
GCCACCCUGGAAGCCAGAAUACCACCACCAUCACCGAGAUCGGGAUCUUCUUCCCUCGGUGGCGGCACGCCGCCGAUCUUGGUGAUGGUGUCAAUCUCUAGGCCUGCGACACCUGGGAGACCUGGAAUCCUGCCCGCCCCGCGGCGGCCCGGCGUGCCCCCGCCCCGCAGGCACCAGGUCCGGUAGCGACAGGCCGCCGAUGGCGUGCGUGCUGAGCUCCACCCGCACGCAGCGCCAGCCAGUGAGGUGCAAGUCCGGGUGGUGGCCCUCCUCCUCCGCCACGGCGCUCACGGCGUUGAGGAAGUCCAUGGCGGCCUUCCAGUGCUUCGCCACGAAGCUGCGGCUGAUGGCCCUCUGGUCAUCCGACAGCCUCCACUGCGGCAGCGCGGGGAAGCCGGGCCAGCACCGCGCCCAGGGGCAGCGGGGGCGUGCCCUUCCCGCAGCAGCCGCCGCUUUUGCAGGCUCGCAGCUCCUCCGCCGUGGCGGCCGCGCCGGCCAGCUCCUGGACGCCGCCUGCCGGCAGCGCCUCCAGGCCCGCCAUGGUGGCCCCAGGCGGAGGCUGGGUGCGCGGCGGUCGGUCGGCUUCGGGCAGCAGUGAAGGGGCCCU